This is a messenger RNA of Protomyces lactucae-debilis, 3280 nucleotides long. RefSeq names its product glycosyl hydrolases family 31-domain-containing protein. Gene Ontology annotation, molecular function: alpha-glucosidase activity; carbohydrate binding. Gene Ontology annotation, biological process: carbohydrate metabolic process; N-glycan processing. Gene Ontology annotation, cellular component: glucosidase II complex. The transcript is spliced from 2 exons. The record is from RefSeq and is a predicted model, not a curated record. The coding region runs from base 60 to 2939 and encodes 959 amino acids. Lineage: Eukaryota; Fungi; Ascomycota; Taphrinomycetes; Taphrinales; Protomycetaceae.
CGAGAACAAGACACCCAACCACCUACACCGGGGCAUAGAAGACACCUGCAGCAGUGCCCAUGAAAUCUGCAGGCGUGGCCCCCUCUUUACUUAGCCUCCUCUCUCUAUUCCUGCUCCUUGCAGGGCUUGUAGAGAUGGUGAAACACGAAGACUUCAAGACAUGCAGUCAAUCUUCAUUUUGUAGGCGCAACAAGGCCUUUGCUGAGAAGCAACAGUCAGGUCAUGCCUUAUCGCCUUAUACUCUGGAUGCAGCCAAAGUCACACUCAAAGCAGGUGUGCUUUCCGGCGUGGUCAUGAAGACACUGGUCAAGGGCGAUCCAAUUGCAUUACCGCUCAAGAUGACAUUCCUCAAGAGCGGUGUAGCGCGAUUUACACUGGAUGAGCAGCGUCGACGCGAUCUAGACAUUGUUCUGCCUAGUGGGAAGGAAGAACGGGUCAACAAAGCGCGAUACGAUCAGGCGGAGAAGCACACGAUUGUCGGUGGGCUCGAUGUCGAUACGAGUGUCACACAGAUGAACACGGCUGAGGGCGUUACGACUAUUCGAUAUGGACCUGUUGUUGGUUACAGUGUGCGUAUUCAGCAUGCUCCACUUAAAGUCUUCUUUCUCCGCGGCGAUGAAGUCCAGAUUGUCUUUAAUGACCGCGCACUGCUCAACAUGGAACACUGGCGUCCUCGCACAACACCCAAGGAAGCCGUUGAAGGUGAAGACGCCCCAUCCAACCUCGAUGACAAUGGUGAAGACCUGACAGGCAUGUGGGAGGAAGACUUCAAUGGUCGGCCAGACUCCAAGCCGCGUGGCCCCGAGUCGCUUGGUCUGGAUAUCACUUUUGUUGAGUAUGGUGACGUCUAUGGUAUCCCCGAACACACCGGCACCUUGUCCCUGAAAGAAACAACUGGCGGUCCUGAUGGAUUCUCCGAUCCUUACAGACUGUACAACACAGAUGUCUUCCAGUACGAGUAUGACAGUCCCAUGGCCUUGUAUGGAUCCAUUCCAUUCAUGCAAGCACACAAGUUAGGCUCGGACGUGGGCAUCUUUUGGCUCAAUGGCGCAGAAACGUGGAUUGACAUACAAAAAACCUCCAACAACCCGCUCAGCUUCUCAAAACAAUCACAGUCAACACAAACCCACUGGGUCUCAGAAGCAGGUCUCCUUGAUGUCUUUGUGUUUAUGGGUCCUACUGCACCUGCCCUGUACAAGAGCUUUGGUGAAUUGGUUGGAUUCACACGAUUACCGCCCAUGUUUGCCAUUGCCCACCAUCAGUGUCGAUGGAACUACGAGUCUGAAGUCGAUGUCCUCGAUGUCACUGCCAACUUUGACAAGCAUGAUAUCCCCUAUGAUGUGAUUUGGCUCGAUGUGGAGUAUACGGUCGGCAAACGCUACUUCACCUGGAACAAGGACUUCUUCCCCGAUCCUGUCAGAAUGAUGGAUAAACUGGAUGCAACCAAGCGUAAACUUGUUGCUAUUAUUGAUCCGCACAUCAAGGUCGACACUGAGUUCCCACUCUAUAAUGAGGCCAUCUCUGGCAAGCACGUCAUCAAGAAUGCAGAUGGCAAUCCCUACGAAGGCCAAUGCUGGCCUGGUCUCUCCGUCUGGCCAGACUUCACGAAACCAGAGACAUGUAGCUGGUGGGCCAAUUGGUUCCAGCCAAGCAAGUUUGAGGGAUCCAAGUCGAAUCUACAUGUUUGGAAUGAUAUGAAUGAGCCUGCCAUCUUUUCAGGGCCUGAUAUUUCCAUGCACAGGGAUUCAUUGCACCAAGACGGUUGGGAGCAUCGCGACUUGCACAACAUCUACGGGACAUUGAUGAUUAAGAGCACCUACGAAGGUCUCAAAACGCGUGACAAGGAAGAGCCAAAACGGCCCUUCAUCCUCUCUCGUUCAUUCUGGGCAGGUAUGCAACGCUGGGGCGCCGUUUGGACAGGCGACAAUAUGGGAACAUGGGAACAUCUUGAAUCAGCAACUGCCACCAACAUCAACAAUGGCAUUGCAGGUAUGACCUUCUCAGGCGCCGAUGUCGGUGGCUUCUUUGAUGAUCCUCCCAAAGACCUGUUGGCACGUUGGUAUCAAGCUGGUGCAUUCUACCCAUUCUUCAGGGCUCAUGCGCAUAUCGAUACGAAACGCAGAGAACCAUGGAUUGCUGGCGAGCCGUACACAAGUAUCAUUCGGAAAGCAAUCGUGUUGCGCUACAGUCUGCUGACGACGUGGUAUACGGCCUUCUAUGAAGCAAGCCAAACGGGUAUGCCGGUCUUGCGACCUCACUUCAUCGUCUUCCCAGACGACGCUGCUGGCUUUAAAGUGCAAGAUCAAUACUUUAUUGGAGACAGCGGAUUGCUGCAUCACCCAGUCGUCAAGAAGGAUGCCACAAGCAUCAGCUUGUACUUGGCAGAUGAUGAGCCUUACUAUUGCUACCAUACGUUUGAUGUGACACAAGGGAAAGGCCGGCAUACCAUUGAGGUGCCCGAUUUGACCUACAACCCAGUCUUUAUGCACGGCGGGCAUAUCAUUACACGACGAGACCGACAACGUCGGUCAAGCGAGUUGAUGCGCAAAGAUCCCGUUACACUGGUUGUCGCAUUCGACAAGCAAGGUCAUGCUGCUGGUUCGUUGUACUUGGAUGAUGGCGAGACAUUCAGGCAUGAGCAGGGUGAGUACAUUUUGCGACAAUUCACAGCUGCUGGCAACCGGGUUUCAUCAACAAACACGCACCAGCAACCGGACAAGGCGCGGCCUUAUGAAGACAGCAUUACGAGUGUACGUGUUGAAAAGGUGUUGUUGGUCGGAUACACUGGUGCUGCGACACGCGCCAAGGUCUCGCAAGGUGGGCGAGACUGGGAGGUAGAGGUGGAUGUGGUGAAGGAGCUGGGCAAAGGUCGCACAGUACUGGCCGUACGUGAUCCUGCCGUGCUCGUUUCGCAGGAUUGGCAGAUCGAGCUCAUCUAAACACUCAUCAGAGGAUAGCGAUCAGGAUAGAUGUCAAAAGUCACGAUUGCUAUUCGCUAUAAAAGGAGAGUCAUUCGGUCGUCAUUGAUAGGCAUGAAAAUUGCUCGCUCACUUGAAGAGGUUGGACCAGGCGUCUCCGAUGGAAUCCUUGCGGAACAUGUCCUUUGCAGCGUCAGCCUGUGACUGCGAGCCACGUCGCUUCUUCUCGAGGCCGCUGAAGUAGGCACCCCCGCGACCAUCGUUGCCUGCACCGAAGCUGAGCUUGCGGCCAGAUUGAUUGGUGCCAGUAGGCACUCCUGAGUUUGCAGUUGGGCUAGACAUUUUUCUUGUAGUGAAGCUCU